AUGGAUACUUGCGAAUUUACAUUCAUCAGUCGAGAUGAUUCACAACCAAAACGNAAAAUCGAUAAUAUUGUUUAUAAUGAGUCUGAAGGUGUCCACCUAGUCCAGAUGACAUUUAUUGACGAGAACGAAGACGAAAAGUUCGUAGUAAUCGAAGACUUUCGAGCAUUGCGAGCAUAUCCAUCUGAAAUAGCAUUGAUGAAAAUUGGUAAUUUACUUUCGUAUGAUCAAUCACAAGGUUUAACUCAAGCAGCAACUUUUUACGAGACUAUAAUCAAUCGAAAUUUUUCACCGAUGUUCAGAGCUGCUUGCCUUACUGGACUUGGUUGGCUUGCCUUAAAAGAAAAGAACGAGGAUCUAGCUAUCGAAAGGCAACAAAGAGCUUUGGCUUUUUAUGAUGAAUUAAAUGACGAAAGUGACAGCAUAGCUUUCCUUCGUAUGACAAGUUACAACUGUAUCGGAUGCGCUUUAAGAAUAAAGAAAAAAUAUGACGAAGCGCUUGAAUAUUUUAUGAAAGCCGAUGAACUACCGACAUCAAAAGCACCCAUCGAUAAAUACGACAUGUAUGAUUUGUAUAAAAACGUCGCAUCAGUGAAUAUUGCUUCGAUCUACAAACUAACGAACCGAAUCGAUCGCGCCUGGGAGACAUAUAAAAAGAUCUUGGUUUCUCAAAUGAAAUCAUCCAGUCGUUUUCAUAGUCAUACAUUUCUGACCAUUGCUCAAGCCGGUCUCAGUGAAACGUGUUUGGUACAGGACAAACGACAAUACCAACAACUUUCUCAGACUUGGAAAGCAUUUCUCGACCAUAGUCUGACGGACAUGUCAUCGAGCUAUCGUCGAAGUAUUGUCUCAGGCAUAUUUGCGAUUGGUUUUGAGUUCGAAACAAACGAGCAAACCCGCAUGAUGGCCAUCGAUUAUUUUAAAAAAAUCAUCACCAUUUCAUGCAAGUAUGUUAAUGUCAGUCGAGAUGAUUAUCAUAUUGUUUUAAAGUGUUAUUUGGAAUUAUCGUGUCUAUAUCUAAAAACUCGGAAAAAUUAUCAAGAGUCAAUCCAACAAUGUAUUCAUGCAUUGGAACUUUGCCGAAACGAUGAUGUUGAGAAUCUUUUCGAAUGUUACAAAUGCUUAGGAAAUACAUUUGAAGAACAAUAUUUAGAACAAAUGAGUGAUUUGACACCCGAUGACAUUUGUACGAAAUUAUGUGAAUCGAUAUUCAAAAACGAAUCUAUGAACAUGGAAAGAGUACGAUCAAAAUUCGUUUUCAACCAGAAUGAGUUUGCUUUUGGACGAUAUGAAACAGCACUGAACCGAGAUCUCUUUGACGAACACGAUCAUAAAUGUCAAUUUGUUUAUUGCUGUUUGAAAAUGGCAGCAUUAGCUCAUCAUCUUGCGUCUCGGGAAGGAGGCCACAUGACAAUUAAAUCCGAAACAGCUCGUCAGCUGGUUAUGAAGGCAAAUUCACUUAUUGAAGAUACAUCGGUUCAAGAAAUCUGUGCGAAUAACUUGGCAUAUUUAAAUGAUGACUUCGAUCCAAUUAUUGCCGCAUAUCAAGACAAGCUCAAAACUCAACAGUCAUCGUGCGUUGAUGAAAGCAUCUUCUGCUAUAUCGGUCAUUUGUACGAGAAAAAGAACGAUCCUGUCGAACAAGAACGAUGGUAUCGACGUGCAAUCGAACACUUCAAACAGAAUGAACAUAUCUGUAAACAUACAGUACCAUGUUUUGCGAUAGUUGCUCAAUUUUACACGCAAGGAGAAAGUUUUCUCUCAACUGUUCGUGUUUAUGAUGAUUUGAUCCAACAUUUGGUUCGAUACAGUCCUCCUUCAUUUCUCCGUACAUCGAUUUUUCCUGUUGUUCGAUCGCUCAUUGAAAAUUUCAUUGAUCGCACCGAAUGGAAGACGGUUAUUAUCCUUUUCGAGCAUUUAAUUCAAACAGUUCUCAAAGAACCCAAUGAUCACCUCGGUAUCGAUAAAGAAUUCCAAAAGAUUCUCGAAAUUUGUAAGAAUCUCGACGACUCGAUCAUGAUUGACACAUAUUCAUGUUAUCUAGAAAUUAUGUUGCGCUAUCGAUGCAUAUCACAUCAUACUUAUCUGUCUGCGAUUGAGCCAGCCUUCCGUCAAGCUUUGAGUAUCUAUAAAGCAUGUAACAAUAAACGACGAUUGAUAUGUACUUAUCAAAAGUUUCUGGAACUGAUUAUCAGUACUACGACAAACUUUACUACGUUCCUCAACGCCUUUCAACGCUUGGCUCUCGAUCUAGAAGCAGUUCAACUGGUUAACGAAGCUCUCGACAUGCAUAUACGAUUUGCUCGGUUUAUUUUGACGAAUAAUACGAAAGAAACAAUAUUGAACGCUAGUUUCAUCAUUGGGCGAUAUCGAUUGCUUGCAAAAAAUGGAGCUCACUUCAAUAUUGACUAUCAGCAGACAAUAUUACGGUUAAUGAAGUAUUAUCGUAAUAUAGUCGAGCCACAAUUUAUUAUUGACGAUUAUCUAAAGACAGUGAAGAGUCACCUGAAGCGUGAUGGUUCUGCUACUAGCAUCUAUGCCAGUAUGCUGGAAUUUUUCAUUUAUUAUCGACCGGAACAUUAUAUUCAACACUACAAAGCAACUGUCAAUGAAUUGAAAGAACGACCAGCGGAAUUAAUCGCUUUUGUCAGUACAAUGCGAGUAAAAUAUACUCCACUUAUAGAAAAUUUAUUUGAAUUCUUGAAGCAACUUGAUAGUGGAAAUGAGACAUCGCCUUCAGCCGACCAAAUAUCGCUAAAAACGAACUUUGAAGAUGAAGCUCGAUUGUGGCUCGAACAGGAAACUCAAGUAGAUACUAAACUGUCUUAUGAGAAAUGCCUUCAAUCUGUUCUUGAAUUGCACUCAAUUGAUGACGAAUAUUUAGCUGCUGCUUAUCUACAAAUGGGAGAUGAGACAAAUGCCGUUGCUGUUUUCAGUAAAUUCAUAUACGGAGAACCGGCACGUAGAUACAGCGCUAAUGCUUGUCGAAGAUAUCUUAAAUAUCUAUAUAAUGAAACCUUGAGUGAUCUUGAACGUAUGGAAUUCGAACGUGACUAUACUAAACAUUUCGUUCUGGAAAAUAACUCCACACAUGAGCAUUACUCGUAUGAUCUUCUCCCACUUGUAUAUUUCUGA
Molecule: messenger RNA, 3132 nt
Organism: Adineta ricciae
Lineage: Eukaryota; Metazoa; Rotifera; Eurotatoria; Adinetida; Adinetidae
Source: the annotation of a GenBank genome assembly